CAGGGCUCCCGCGUACCGGGAUUUUUUCCGAGCAGAAAAAAGCUCCAGAGCUCUCCUGACCUCCUUUCUCCUCAGCGGCGAGCGGAGCCUCUCCCUCGGCGCUGCCGGCCGCGCCAUGCCGCGCUCGCGGGGACGCAAGCAGGGGCGCUGCGGCUGCCCCGUGGGGAGGGCUCCCAGCGAAGCCGGGAUUUCGGCGCUCGUGCCGGGCGCUGGGAGCCGCUGGGGCCGCCCGUCGCUGCCACCAACGCCACCGCCGCUGCUGCUGUUGCUGGGCUGGGGGCUGCUCAGUGCUUCUGCCGCCGCGGGCCAGAACUGCACGUUCCAACUGCAGGGUCCCAAUGGGACCGUUGAGAGCCCAGGGUUCCCGUACGGCUACCCCAAUUAUGCCAACUGCACGUGGACCAUCACCGCGGAGGACCAACAUAGGAUCCAGCUCGUCUUCCAGUCCUUCGCCCUGGAGGAGGACUUUGAUGUCCUGUCGGUGUUUGAUGGCCCACCGCAGCCGGAGAACCUGCGAACCAGGCUCACGGGCUUCCAGCUGCCAGCCACCAUCGUCAGCGCGGCCACCACCCUCUCUCUGCAUCUCGUCAGCGACUACGCAGUCAGCGCGCAGGGCUUCCACGCCACCUAUGAAGUGCUCCCGAGUCACACGUGUGGGAACCCUGGGCGGUUGCCCAAUGGCGUCCAGCAGGGCUCAACCUUCAACCUGGGAGACAAGGUCCGCUACAGCUGCAACCCCGGCUUCUUCCUGGAGGGCCAUGCCGUGCUCACCUGCCACGCUGGCUCCGAGAACAGUGCCACGUGGGACUUCCCCCUGCCCUCCUGCAGAGCGGACGACGCCUGUGGCGGGACCCUGCGGGGCCAGAGCGGCAUCAUCUCCAGCCCCCACUUCCCCCUGGAGUACCACAACAAUGCCGACUGCACGUGGACGAUCCUGGCCGAGCUGGGAGACACCAUCGCUCUGGUCUUCAUUGACUUCCAGCUGGAGGACGGGUACGACUUUCUGGAAGUCACGGGGACCGAAGGCUCCUCCCUCUGGUUCACUGGAGCCAGCCUCCCAGCCCCUGUCAUCAGCAGCAAGAACUGGCUGCGGCUGCACUUCACCUCGGACGGCAACCACCGACAGCGCGGCUUCAGUGCCCAGUACCAAGUCAAGAAGCAGAUUGAGUUGAAGUCUCGAGGUGUGAAGCUGAUGCCCAGCAAAGAUAACAACCAGAAGACAUCUGUGUUAACUCAGAUUGGUGUGUCCCAAGGGCAUAAUAUGUGUCCAGACCCUGGCAUCCCCGAAAGGGGCAAAAGACUAGGCUCGGAUUUCAGGUUAGGAUCCAGCGUCCAGUUCACCUGCAACGAGGGCUAUGACCUGCAAGGAUCCAAGCGGAUCACCUGCAUGAAAGUGAGCGACAUGUUUGCGGCCUGGAGCGACCACAGGCCCGUCUGCCGAGCCCGCAUGUGUGAUGCCCACCUUCGGGGCCCCUCGGGCAUCAUCACUUCCCCCAAUUUCCCUAUUCAGUACGACAACAACGCACACUGUGUGUGGAUCAUCACGGCUCUCAACCCCGCCAAGGUGAUCAAGCUCGCCUUCGAGGAGUUUGACCUGGAGAGGGGCUACGACACCCUGACGGUCGGGGAUGGCGGGCAGGACGGGGACCAGAAAACAGUCCUCUACGUCCUGACAGGUACAUCGGUCCCAGAUCUCAUCGUCAGCACCCACCACCAAAUGUGGCUCCUCUUCCAGACCGAUGGCAGCGGCAGCUCCCUGGGAUUCAAGGCUUCUUACGAAGAGAUCGAGCAGGGCAGCUGCGGUGACCCCGGCGUUCCUGCCUAUGGCCGGAGGGAAGGCUCUCGCUUUCGCCACGGUGACACACUCAAGUUUGAGUGCCAGCCUGCCUUCGAGCUGGUGGGGCAGAAGGCAAUCACGUGCCAAAAGAAUAACCAGUGGUCGGCUAAGAAGCCAGGCUGCGUGUUCUCCUGCUUCUUCAACUUCACCAGCCCCUCUGGGGUCGUCCUGUCGCCCAACUACCCAGAGGACUACGGCAACCACCUCCACUGUGUCUGGCUCAUCCUGGCCCGGCCCGAGAGCCGCAUCCACCUGGCCUUCAACGACAUCGACGUGGAGCCUCAGUUCGACUUCCUGGUCAUCAAGGAUGGGGCCACCGCUGAGGCCCCCGUCCUGGGCACCUUCUCAGGAAACCAGCUCCCCUCCUCCAUCACCAGCAGCGGCCACGUGGCCCGUCUCGAGUUCCAGACGGACCACUCCACAGGGAAGAGGGGCUUCAACAUCACCUUUACCACCUUCCGACACAACGAGUGCCCGGAUCCCGGCGUCCCGGUGAACGGCAAACGGUUCGGUGACAGCCUCCAGCUGGGGAGCUCCAUCUCAUUCCUCUGUGACGAAGGCUUCCUCGGGACGCAGGGCUCGGAGACCAUCACCUGCAUCCUGAAGGAGGGCAGCGUGGUCUGGAACAGCGCCGUGCUGCGGUGUGAAGCUCCCUGCGGUGGUCACCUGACUUCGCCCAGCGGCACCAUCCUGUCUCCCGGCUGGCCUGGCUUCUACAAGGAUUCCCUAAGCUGUGCCUGGGUGAUCGAAGCCCAGCCAGGCUACCCCAUCAAAAUCACCUUCGACAGAUUUAAAACCGAGGUGAACUACGAUACUCUGGAAGUGCGAGACGGACGGACGUACUCGGCGCCCCUGAUCGGGGUUUACCACGGGACCCAGGUGCCCCAGUUCCUCAUCAGCACCAGCAACUACCUCUACCUCCUCUUCUCCACCGACAAGAGCCACUCGGACAUCGGCUUCCAGCUCCGCUAUGAGACUAUAACACUGCAGUCGGACCACUGUCUGGAUCCAGGGAUCCCCGUAAAUGGGCAGCGUCAUGGAAACGACUUCUAUGUGGGCGCCCUGGUGACUUUCAGCUGCGACUCGGGCUACACAUUAAGUGACGGGGAGCCCCUGGAGUGUGAGCCCAAUUUCCAGUGGAGCCGGGCGCUGCCCAGCUGUGAAGCACUCUGCGGCGGCUUCAUCCAAGGCUCCAGCGGGACCAUCCUGUCGCCGGGGUUCCCGGACUUCUACCCCAACAACUUGAACUGCACCUGGGUUAUCGAAACUUCACAUGGCAAGGGUGUGUUCUUUACUUUCCACACCUUCCACCUGGAGAGUGGCCAUGACUACCUCCUCAUCACCGAAAAUGGCAGCUUCACCCAGCCCCUGAGGCAGCUGACCGGCUCACGGUUGCCAGCCCCCAUCAGCGCUGGUCUCUAUGGCAACUUCACCGCCCAGGUCCGCUUCAUUUCCGACUUCUCCAUGUCCUAUGAAGGAUUCAACAUCACCUUCUCAGAAUAUGACCUGGAGCCCUGUGAGGAGCCUGAGGUCCCCGCCUACAGCAUCCGGAAGGGCUUGCAGUUUGGUGUAGGCGACACCUUGACCUUCUCCUGCUUCCCCGGGUACCGUCUGGAGGGCACGGCCCGCAUCACGUGCCUGGGGGGCAGACGGCGCCUGUGGAGUUCGCCUCUGCCAAGGUGUGUUGCCGAGUGUGGGAAUUCGGUCACGGGCACUCAGGGCACUUUGCUGUCCCCCAACUUCCCUGUGAACUACAACAACAACCACGAAUGCAUCUACUCCAUCCAGACCCAGCCGGGGAAGGGGAUUCAGCUGAAAGCCAGGGCGUUCGAGCUCUCUGAGGGAGACGUCCUCAAGGUAUAUGAUGGCACCAACAACUCCGCCCGCUUGCUGGGGGUGUUCAGCCGCUCCGAGAUGCUGGGGGUGACUUUGAACAGCACAUCCAGCAGCCUGUGGCUUGACUUCGUCACUGACGCCGAGAACACCAGCAAGGGCUUUGAGCUGCAGUUUUCCAGCUUUGAACUCAUCAGAUGCGAGGACCCGGGAACCCCCCAGUUUGGCUACAAGGUGCAUGACGGAGGCCACUUUGCAGGGAGCUCCGUGUCCUUCAACUGUGACCCUGGAUACAGCCUGCGGGGCAGCGAGGAGCUGCUGUGUCUGAGCGGCGAGCGCAGGACCUGGGACCGGCCUCUCCCCACUUGUGUCGCUGAGUGUGGAGGGACAAUCAAAGGAGAGGCGUCGGGGCAGGUGCUGUCCCCGGGGUACCCAGCUCCAUACGAACACAACCUCAACUGCAUCUGGACCAUCGAGGCUGAUGCUGGCUGCACCAUCGGGCUGCACUUCCUGGUGUUCGACACGGAGGAGGUCCACGACGUGCUACGCAUCUGGGACGGGCCCGUGGAGAGCGGGGUCCUGCUGAAGGAGCUCAGCGGCCCGGCCCUACCCAGGGACCUGCACAGCACCUUCAACUCGGUCGUCCUGCAGUUCAGCACCGACUUCUUCACCAGCAAGCAGGGCUUUGCCAUUCAGUUCUCAGUGUCCACAGCAACGUCCUGCAAUGACCCCGGGGUCCCACAGAAUGGGAGCCGGAGCGGCGACAGUUGGGAAGCUGGCGACUCCACGGUGUUCCAGUGUGACCCUGGCUAUGCACUGCAGGGGAGCGCAGAGAUCAGCUGUGUGAAGAUUGAGAACAGGUUCUUCUGGCAGCCCAGCCCACCCACAUGCAUUGCUCCCUGCGGGGGAGACCUGACGGGACCAUCAGGAGUCAUCUUGUCCCCAAAUUACCCAGAACCCUACCCACCAGGCAAGGAGUGUGACUGGAAAGUGACCGUCUCACCAGACUACGUCAUCGCCCUGGUAUUUAACAUCUUUAACUUGGAGCCUGGCUAUGACUUCCUGCAUAUCUACGACGGACGGGACUCUCUCAGCCCCCUCAUAGGAAGCUUCUACGGCUCCCAGCUCCCGAGCCGCAUCGAGAGCAGCAGCAACAGCCUCUUCCUCGCCUUCCGCAGCGACGCGUCCGUGAGCAACGCAGGCUUCGUCAUCGACUACACAGAAAACCCACGAGAGUCGUGUUUCGAUCCUGGUUCAAUCAAGAACGGCACUCGAGUGGGGUCUGACCUCAAGCUGGGCUCCUCCAUCACCUACUACUGCCAUGGCGGCUAUGAAGUCGAGGGCUCCUCCACACUCACCUGCGUUCUGGGGCCCGACGGGAAGCCUGCGUGGAACAAUCCCCGGCCAGUGUGCACAGCCCCCUGUGGAGGACAGUAUGUGGGUUCAGAUGGAGUGGUCUUGUCCCCCAGCUACCCCCAGAACUACACCAGUGGACAGAUCUGCCUGUAUUUUGUCACCGUGCCUAAGGAUUACGUGGUGUUUGGGCAGUUCGCCUUCUUCCACACGGCCCUCAACGACGUGGUGGAGGUGCAUGACGGCCACAGCCAGCACUCCCGUCUCCUCAGCUCCCUGUCGGGCACCCACACAGGAGAGUCACUGCCCUUGGCCACCUCCAAUCAAGUUCUCAUUAAGUUCAGUGCCAAAGGCCAAGUACCAGCCAGAGGCUUCCACUUUGUCUACCAAGCGGUGCCCCGAACCAGCGCCACGCAGUGCAGCUCUGUGCCGGAACCCCGCUAUGGCAAGAGACUGGGCAGUGACUUCUCUGUGGGGGCCAUCGUCCGCUUCGAAUGCAAUUCCGGCUAUGCCCUGCAGGGGUCCCCAGAAAUCGAGUGCCUCCCUGUUCCGGGGGCCUUGGCCCAGUGGAAUGUCUCAGCGCCAACAUGUGUAGUGCCGUGUGGAGGCAACCUCACGGAGCGCAGGGGCACCAUCCUGUCCCCCGGCUUCCCGGAGCCCUACCUCAACAGCCUCAACUGCGUGUGGAAGAUCGUGGUCCCUGAAGGUGCUGGCAUCCAGAUUCAGGUCAUCAGCUUCGUCACCGAGCAGAACUGGGACUCCUUGGAAGUGUUCGACGGGGCGGACAACACUGUGACUAUGCUGGGGAGCUUCUCAGGAACAACCGUGCCUGCCCUUCUGAACAGCACCUCCAACCAGCUCUACCUUCACUUCUACUCCGAUAUCAGCGUGUCGGCAGCCGGCUUCCACCUGGAGUACAAAACUGUGGGCCUGAGCAGUUGUCCGGAACCUGCCGUGCCCAGUAACGGGGUGAAGACUGGAGAGCGCUACCUGGUGAAUGAUGUGGUCUCUUUCCAGUGCGAGCCGGGCUAUGCCCUUCAGGGCCACGCCCACAUCUCCUGCAUGCCCGGAACCGUGCGGCGCUGGAACUACCCACCUCCUCUGUGUAUUGCGCAGUGCGGGGGAACAGUGAAGGAGAUGGAGGGAGUGAUCCUGAGCCCCGGCUUCCCGGGCAACUACCCCAGCAACAUGGACUGCUCGUGGAAAAUCGUGCUCCCCGUGGGCUUCGGAGCUCACAUCCAGUUCCUGAACUUCUCCACCGAGCCCAACCACGACUUCAUAGAAAUCCGCAACGGCCCCUACGAGACCAGCCGCAUGAUGGGCAGAUUCAGUGGGAGCGAGCUUCCAAGCUCCCUGCUCUCCACGUCCCACGAGACCACUGUGUAUUUCCACAGCGACCACUCCCAGAACCGGCCAGGAUUCAAGCUGGAGUAUCAAGCCUAUGAACUUCAAGAGUGCCCAGACCCAGAACCCUUUCCCAAUGGCAUGGUGAGGGGAGCUGGCUACAACGUCGGGCAAUCAGUGACCUUUGAGUGCCUCCCAGGAUAUCAGUUGAUGGGCCAACCUGUCCUCACAUGUCAACAUGGUGCCAACCGGAACUGGGACCACCCUCUGCCCAGGUGUGAAGUCCCCUGCGGUGGGAACAUCACCUCUCCCAAUGGCACUGUGUACUCCCCUGGCUUCCCCAGUCCAUACUCCAGCUCCCAGGACUGUGUCUGGCUGAUCACCGUGCCCAUUGGCCAUGGCAUCCACCUCAACCUCAGCAUGCUGCAGACAGAGCCUUCUGGAGACUACAUCACCGUCUGGGAUGGGCCCCAGCAGACAGCUUCAAAGCUUGGAGUUUUCACCAGGAGCUUGGCCAAGAAAACAUUGCACAGCUCAACCAACCAGGUUCUGCUCAAGUUCCACCGAGAUGCAGCCACGGGUGGGAUCUUCGCCAUAGCCUUCUCUGCUUAUCCACUCACCAAGUGCCCUCCUCCCACCAUCCUCCCCAAUGCGGAAGUCGUCACAGAGAAUGAAGAAUUCAACAUAGGUGACAUCGUGCGCUACAGGUGCCUCCCUGGCUUUACCUUGGUGGGGAGCGAAAUCCUGACCUGCAAACUCGGAACUUACCUGCAGUUUGAAGGCCCACCCCCAAUAUGUGAAGUGCACUGCCCCACGAAUGAGCUUCUGACAGACUCCACAGGUGUGAUCCUGAGUCAGAGCUACCCUGGCAGCUACCCCCAGUUCCAGACCUGCUCUUGGCUGGUGAGAGCGGAGCCCGGCUAUAACAUCUCCAUCACCGUGGAGUACUUUCUCAGUGAGAAGCAGUAUGAUGAGUUUGAGAUCUUUGACGGUCCCUCGGGACAGAGUCCUCUGCUGAAAGCUCUCAGUGGGAAUUACUCGGCUCCCCUGGUUGUCACCAGCACCAGCAACUCUGUGUACCUGCGCUGGUCGUCGGACCAUGCCUACAAUCGGAAGGGAUUUAAGAUUCGGUAUUCAGCUCCCUACUGCAGCCUGCCCAGGGCUCCACUCCACGGCUUCCUUCUGGGCCAGACCAGCACCCAGCCCGGAGGCUCCAUCCACUUUGGCUGCAAUGCUGGCUACCGCCUGGUGGGACAGAGCAUGGCCAUUUGUACGCGGCAUCCCCAGGGCUACUACCUGUGGAGCGAGGCCAUUCCUCUGUGUCAAGCUCUUUCCUGUGGGCUUCCUGAGGCCCCUAAGAACGGAAUGGUGUUUGGCAAAGAGUACACGGUGGGGACCAAAGCCGUGUACAGCUGCAACGAAGGCUACCACCUGCAGGCAGGUGCCGAAGCCACCGCAGAGUGUCUGGAGACGGGCCUGUGGAGCAACCGCAACGUUCCUCCCCAGUGUGUCCCCGUGACCUGUCCUGACAUCAGCGGCGUCAGUGUGGAGCACGGCCGAUGGAGGCUUAUCUUUGAGACGCAGUACCAGUUCCAGGCCCAGCUGAUGCUCAUCUGCGAUGCUGGCUACUACUAUACUGGCCAGAGGGUCAUCCGCUGUCAGGCCAAUGGCAAAUGGAGCCUCGGAAACUCUAUGCCCACCUGCCAAAUCAUCUCCUGCGGCGAGCUGCCCAUCCCGCCCAGCGGGCACCGCAUCGGAACGCUGUCCGUCUACGGGGCCACGGCCAUCUUCUCCUGCAAUUCCGGGUACACGCUGGUGGGCUCCCGGGUGAGGGAGUGCAUGGCCAACGGACUCUGGAGUGGCUCUGAGGUCCGCUGCCUCGCUGGACACUGCGGGACUCCCGAGCCCAUUGUCAAUGGACACAUCAACGGGGAGAACUACAGUUACCGGGGCAGCGUGGUGUAUCAGUGCAACGCCGGCUUCCGCCUGAUCGGCAUGUCCGUGCGCAUCUGCCAGCAGGAUCACCUCUGGUCGGGCAAGACCCCUUUCUGUGUGCCAAUUACCUGUGGACACCCAGGCAAUCCAAUCAAUGGCCUCACUCAGGGUAACCAGUUUAACCUCAACGAUGUGGUCAAGUUCGUUUGCAACCCUGGAUACAUGUCUGAGGGCGCCGCUAGGUCCCAGUGCCUGGCCAACGGGCAGUGGAGCGACACGCUGCCCACCUGCAGGAUCAUCAACUGCACAGACCCCGGGCACCAAGAGAACAGCGUCCGUCAGGUCCAUGCCAGCGGCCCACACAGGUUCAGCUACGGCACCAUGGUGUCUUACCAGUGCAACCAUGGCUUCUACCUCCUGGGCACCCCGGUGCUCAGCUGCCAGGGCGACGGCACAUGGGACCGCCCCCGCCCCCAGUGUCUCUUGGUGUCCUGUGGCCAUCCGGGCUCCCCACCCCAUUCCCAGAUGUCCGGGGACAACUAUACUGUGGGCGCGGUCGUGCGCUACAGCUGCACCGGCAAGCGGACUCUGGUGGGAAACGCCACCCGCAUGUGUGGGCUGGACGGGCACUGGACAGGCUCCCUGCCCCACUGCUCAGGCACCAGCGUGGGACUCUGCGGUGACCCCGGGAUCCCGGCACACGGCAUCCGUCUGGGGGACAGCUUUGCCCCAGGAAGUCUGAUGCGCUUCAGCUGCGAAGCUGGCUACGCGCUCCGCGGAUCCUCAGAGCGGACCUGCCAGGCCGACGGCUCGUGGAGCGGGACGCAGCCUGAGUGUGGAGUGAUCUCUUGUGGGAACCCCGGGACUCCGAGCAAUGCCCGAGUGGUGUUCAGUGACGGCCUGGUUUUCUCCAGCUCCGUGGUCUAUGAGUGUCGGGAAGGCUACUACGCCACAGGCCUGCUCAGCCGGCACUGCUCGGUCAACGGCACCUGGACAGGCAGUGAGCCGGAGUGCACAGUCAUAAACUGCGGCGACCCCGGGAUUCCGGCCAGUGGCCUCCGGCUAGGCAAUGACUUCCGGUACAACAAAACCGUGACAUACCAGUGCGUCCCUGGCUACAUGAUGGAGUCACACAGGGUGUCCGUGCUGAGCUGCACCAAGGACCGGACGUGGAAUGGUACCAAGCCCGUCUGCAAAGCCAUCAUGUGCAAACCGCCACAGCUCAUCCCCAACGGGAAGGUGGUGGGGUCCGACUUCAAGUGGGGCUCAAGCGUGACGUACGCCUGCCUGGAGGGGUACCAGCUGUCCCUGCCCGCGGUGCUCACCUGUGAGGGCAACGGAUCCUGGACCGGAGAGCUGCCUCAGUGUUUCCCCGUGUUCUGCGGAGACCCAGGCGUCCCGCCCCGUGGGAGGAGAGAGGACCGGGGCUUCUCCUACAGGUCGUCCGUCUCCUUCUCCUGCCAGCCCCCUCUGGUGCUGGUGGGCUCUCCACGCAGGUUCUGCCAGUCAGACGGGACGUGGAGUGGCACCCAGCCCAGCUGCAUAGACCCAACCCUGACCGUGUGCGCAGACCCCGGCGUGCCGCAGUUCGGGAUACAGAACAGCUCCCAGGGAUACCAGGGGUACCAGGUCGGGAGCACAGUGCUCUUCCGCUGUCAGAAAGGUUACCUGCUUCAGGGCUCCACCACCAGGACCUGCCUCCCCAACCUGACCUGGAGCGGAACCCUGCCCGACUGUGUCCCCCACCACUGCAGGCAGCCAGAGACGCCGACCCAUGCCAACGUCGGGGCUCUGGACCUGCCCUCCAUGGGCUACACGCUCAUCUACUCCUGCCAGGAGGGCUUCUCCCUCAAGGGAGGCUCCGAGCACCGCACCUGCAAAGCAGAUGGCAGCUGGACUGGCAAACUGCCCAUCUGCCUGGAGGUCCGGCCCAGUGGGAGGCCCAUCAACACUGCCCGGGAGCCGCCACUCACCCAAGCCUCAGUGCCCGGGGAUGUUUUUGCCAAGAACUCCCUAUGGAAAGGGGCCUAUGAGUACCAGGGGAAGAAGCAACCGGCGAUGCUCAAAGUGACCGGCUUCCAGGCUGUCCACAGCAAGGUCAACGCCACCAUGAUUGACCACAGCGGCGUGGAGCUGCACUUGGCUGGAAUUUACAAGAAAGAAGAUUUCCACCUCCUACUCCAGGUUUACCAGAUUACAGGGCCGGUGGAGAUCUUUGUGAAUAAGUUCAGAGACGAUCACUGGGCCCUCGAUGGGCACGUCUCCUCAGAGUCUUCUGGAGGCACCUUCAUCUACCAAGGCUCCGUCAAGGGCCACGGCUUUGGGCAGUUCGGCUUUCAAAGACUUGACCUCAGGCUGCUGGAGUCAGACCCCGAGUCCAUCGGCCGCCACUUUGCUUCCAACAGCAGCUCGGUGGCAGCCGCAAUCCUGGUGCCUUUCAUCGCCCUCAUCAUCGCAGGCUUUGUGCUCUAUCUCUACAAACACAGGAGAAGACCCAAAGUUCCAUUCAAUGGCUAUGCUGGCCACGAGAACACAAAUGUUCGGGCCACCUUUGAGAACCCCAUGUACGACCGCAACAUCCAGCCCACAGACAUCAUGGCCACCGAGGCGGAGUUCACAGUCAGCACGGUGUGCACGGCGGUAUAGCCCCGAGGCCCGGCUGCCCCCGCCACCGCCACCGAGAGCCCCGCCUCCAACCACCGUUCUCCAGGGGACAGGAAGGAGCUCCCCUGAGCACAGUGCCCAGUGCCCGUCAUCGUCUGUCCCUCCGCCCACCUGUGUCUGCUCCUGCUGGGACUUGGGCCCUCGCCCUGCCACCCUCUGCACCCGCCACCCUGGAGAGGACUCCCCCCGUGCCCUGCCGGGGGCAGUAAAGGAAAAGGGGCUGAGACGGAGGAAGGAAGCUUAUGGAUUUCAAAUAGCAGAGCAGCUUGUGGACGUGCGCGUGUGUAUGGGCCUGAGUGUGCACGCGCGGGUGCACACCACCCACCUCCUUCAUUUGUGUCUAUGGGAGAGACCAGAGAAGCUUCAGAAAGAGCAACGGUGUGAAAGGUGGCUCGUGCCCUGCUCCCUGCAAACGCAAAGAAGAGGUGGAAAGGAGGAGGCACCGGCAGCACUGAGACCAGCACGCCCCACCCCGUCUGUCAGAGCUCAGUGACUGUGCUGCCCGCACGCGGCACAGCGGGCAGCACGCAGAGACCAGCCGGCCCCGGGUGAACGGCCCCGCCACAGAGUGACAGCCAGGAUUCCCCCAGGGGCAGAAAAACAGCUUAAGAAAUAGUUUGGAAAUCAGCCUAUUUUUUCCAACAUCAUUUUAUUGUAUUCUGACCCCAGUGAAUUAAAAAGUCCUUCUGGGAUCUGGGCCCUGCUGGAAAAGAAAGGCAGGGGAUGUGGCCAGAGCCCAAGGUCAAGUCUGGCUGUCAAUUGACAAAAAAGAGAAACAAGUCUGUGGCCCGGACGGGUGCCAAGUCCGCAGGCGUGGGGGGAGGGGCCGAAAGGGAGUGGGCAAUGAGCCUGGCCCGGUGGCCAAAGCAGUAAUGGCUACAUUAAUGUUUCUACUCUGUGCCUGACACUUGAAGUAUCUCAUUUCUAGGCCUACAACAACCCAAAACAUAAGAGUGAUUCUUCCCCUCUUAUAGAUGAGAAAAUGGAAGCCCAGAAAGGUAGAGAUGUAAGCCACAGUAAAGCGUGCAGCCAGGAUGCAAACCCAGAUGGCUCCGACGCCAAAGCCCACUACACUGGCUGCCAGGAGCCCAGGUCUGGAAGGGGCGCCAAAGACAGGGAACAGUAGGCAAGUGUCUGUAGCAGAACCGUGGCCAGUGCUGAUGGGCCAGGCGGGGAGCCCGUGUGUCCUCUCGGGGUUCUGUUCUCUCCGCUUGGGCAACAUCAGGGCAAGCACCCAUCCCAGCCUCCUGGAGCUGCUCCCAGCAGCCCCUUGCUACAGCAGACAGAGGACCUGGGCGCUCCUGAAGCACAGGGAGGGAGUGGCUGAAAAUCACAUUCUCCCCAGCUCCUUGCCAGUGCAUUUGAUUUAUUUUGAGUUUCAUUGUGCCUGGAUUGUUAAUGAAUUCCAGACAAGCAUUGUUAGGAAUCUAAUGAGUUCGGGAAUCAAACUGUGACAUUUAGAGCCACUUUCUCUGUCCUUGGGAAGGUCCCCAUGGGCUUAAGCAUGUGGCAUGUGUGACAUGCUGGCCUCAGAUGUUCGUAUCACAGUUUGAAGUGACAAAUAGAAACAUAUGGGAGUGGCCUGGCAGGCACACCUGGUUCUUUAGCAAUUCUGAGUUGAAACAAUGAAAAAUCUGACCAACAUAAAGAUUGGCUACAGUGAAGUGAGAAGUGAAUUUCCAGCAGACGACUGGGACCGGCAAUGGUGGGGGCCCAGUGCACCCACACCGUCUGGGUCCCAGCAUCCCUGGGCUUGGCGGGAGAGGACCGGUCCGGACAAACACACUCACACGCUCACCUCCCUUCCCCUGGAAACAAGUGCAGGAAGCUCUUUGGCUGCUCCCUUUCCCCUUCUUACACUCCUCUCAGACCUGCUUCCUCCAGCCCUGCCUCUGCCCCCCUCCUGGGUCACCUCGUGAAGUCCCAGGCGAUGCGCAGGAGCAGCUGCUGGCAAGGCGCCCCGCCCACCUCUGGCACUUUUCUCUGCCCCCAGAGGCUCGGAAGGGACCAGGGCAGACGAGACCCUUCACCCACCAUUCAUACUGCAUACCCCUCACCAUCCCAUGG
This is a messenger RNA of Phyllostomus discolor (pale spear-nosed bat), 13033 nucleotides long. RefSeq names its product CUB and Sushi multiple domains 2 (gene CSMD2). Lineage: Eukaryota; Metazoa; Chordata; Mammalia; Chiroptera; Phyllostomidae. The record is from RefSeq and is a predicted model, not a curated record. The coding region runs from base 116 to 10948 and encodes 3610 amino acids. The transcript has 71 exons.